This is a messenger RNA of Halichondria panicea, 1212 nucleotides long. RefSeq lists its product as uncharacterized. The record is from RefSeq and is a predicted model, not a curated record. Bases 100 to 1107 code for a protein of 335 amino acids. The transcript is spliced from 5 exons. NCBI's taxonomy places the organism in Eukaryota, Metazoa, Porifera, Demospongiae, Suberitida, Halichondriidae.
UUGAAUCGAAGACUAGAUUCAAAAUCAGUUAACAAACGUAUUCAUACUGUGUGGGCGUGGUGCAAGGCCAUCUCUGUAACACAGCUGGCUAGGCUAGCAAUGGAUCUGAGAACAACUAGAAAGUCCAUUUACAAGAUUGUGUGGCUACUGAUGACAUGUGCUGCACUGCAUGAUAAUGUGGUCUCUGCCCAAUUCUCUGGACUGCAAGAGCAAGCUAUAAUUGUUGGGUACCAUGGUAACCUGUCGUCCAUACAAACACUCCAGAAUGCAACCACCAUCUCUCUCGCGUGCGUUGCUUUUGGACUACCCUCACCGCAGAUCACAUGGCAGUCACAUGACCCGAUAAAUACAAACUACACUGUAAAUAUAACCGAAUUUAAGACCCAAAUUGAGACCAAUGGCACAGAAUUUAGCUACACAAUAUCUGUACUGGAAGUUUGCAACGUGAGCAGUUUUACACAACUGUCCAGUUAUACUUGCAUUGCCGAUAAUGGAGUCGUAUCAGACACAACACCAAUAGGAGAGUUCAAUAGAACAUUUCUUGCGUUCACUGAUUCCGUAACAAUGGGAACACCUGAUCCAGUUACUAUGACAACCAGUGACGAGAUUACCGAUUUAGUCACCAUGACAACGAAUACCACUUUAAAUCCUACUGUCAUUAUGUCAUCGGUUUCUAUGACGACAGUGAUAGUCGUCGUAGCAGUGAUUGUGUGCGUGGUGAUACUGUCUGCAGGAGUAGUCCUCGUAGCAGUACUGGCAUUGAGAAGAAAACAGAAAGUAUUGAAACAGCGUUCAAAUUCAGAAAAUGAGAGAGUGUAUAACAACUCUCUCUAUGGCAACCAGACAGAGGAGCAACAAACGACGAGAAGAAGUACCGAGGACUCGCUGUACACAUGUGAAGCGUACUCCGUUGUACCUGUACGACCAGCUGAUCAUGAGUACGCAUACAUAGCCCCGCCUAUUGCCCUACGCAGAUCAACCCCACCAGGUAACACGGCAUCAGCUGCAGGUGCUGACAGUAAUGAUAUCUCCCUCUACCCGUGUGCUGCCUACAAUCCUGUAGCUAUCAAUGAAAUGCAACACUCUUAUGAAGAUACGAUGACUUAGGCGGCCAUUUUCUGUUGAACUGAGCAUGUGCAGAACUUUUUUUUACAGUUGUUGCGUGGAAUAAAUUAUUACAUUAUAGCAAUUUUGAUGACGAAAAAUUAAUGA